This is a messenger RNA of Peromyscus maniculatus bairdii (prairie deer mouse), 2375 nucleotides long. RefSeq names its product neuromedin B receptor (gene Nmbr). Gene Ontology annotation, cellular component: plasma membrane. Lineage: Eukaryota; Metazoa; Chordata; Mammalia; Rodentia; Cricetidae. Gene Ontology annotation, biological process: bombesin receptor signaling pathway. The record is from RefSeq and is a predicted model, not a curated record. Gene Ontology annotation, molecular function: bombesin receptor activity.
UCUUGGUCCCACAGGGACUGACCUCUAUUCUCCCGCUUGCUAAGAGCGGGAACUAAGUCUUAAAGACGGGGAAAAGCUUCAACGGCUUUGCUUUUUUUUUUGUUUGUUUGAUUUAAAUUGCAAACCUGCAGUAGUGAAGGGAACCUCUCCCAGGGCGAAGCUCCCGAGCGCGCCGCGCAGACUUCUCUGCGGGACCAGCGCGGUGGUUCAGUCCCAGGAGCCACAAACUUGCCAGGAUUAGAGAGACAUCAACUAAAUCCACGUCGUGCUCAUUGUACUUUUCGAGAGGUUCGAGUGAAUGAAAACUCCUGCGGGUUCUCUGGGAAAAGAGAUCAUGCCCCCCAGGUCUCUUGCCAACCUCUCCUUGCCCUUGGAGGCGAACGAGAGCGAGGCGGUUCCUGAGGUGUGGGAAAAAGAUUUCCUGCCUGGCUCGGAUGGGACCACUGCGGAGUUGGUGAUCCGCUGUGUGAUCCCAUCCCUCUACCUAAUCAUCAUUACGGUGGGCUUGCUGGGCAACAUCAUGCUGGUGAAGAUAUUCCUCACCAACAGCGCCAUGAGGAGCGUCCCCAACAUCUUCAUCUCUAACCUGGCGGCUGGGGACCUGCUGCUGCUGCUGACCUGCGUUCCAGUGGACGCCUCCCGCUACUUUUUUGAUGAGUGGGUGUUUGGCAAGCUGGGCUGCAAACUCAUCCCCGCCAUCCAGCUCACCUCUGUGGGGGUUUCUGUAUUCACCCUCACCGCCCUCAGCGCAGACAGGUACAGAGCUAUCGUGAACCCCAUGGACAUGCAGACUUCUGGCGUGGUGCUGUGGACCAGUGUGAAGGCUGUGGGCAUCUGGGUAGUCUCCAUGUUGUUGGCUGUCCCUGAAGCUGUGUUUUCGGAAAUAGCAAGAAUUGGUAGCUUGGAAAACAACAGUUUCACAGCAUGCAUACCCUACCCGCAAACAGAUGAGUUACAUCCAAAGAUUCACUCCAUACUCAUUUUUCUUGUCUAUUUCCUCAUACCUCUUGUUAUUAUCAGCAUUUAUUAUUACCACAUUGCAAAGACUUUAAUUAAAAGUGCACACAAUCUUCCGGGAGAAUACAAUGAACAUACCAAAAAGCAGAUGGAGACCCGGAAACGCCUGGCUAAGAUUGUGCUCGUCUUCGUGGCCUGCUUCGUCUUCUGUUGGUUUCCCAACCAUGUCCUCUACUUGUACAGGUCUUUCAACUACAAGGAGAUCGACCCUUCUCUGGGUCACAUGAUUGUCACCCUAGUGGCCCGGGUUCUGAGUUUCAGCAAUUCCUGCGUCAAUCCCUUUGCCCUCUACCUGCUCAGCGAAAGCUUCCGGAAGCGCUUCAACAGUCAGCUCUGCUGCCGGGGGAAGGCCUAUGCUGAGAGGUCAACCAGCUACCUUCUCAGCUCUUCAGCUGUGAGAAUGACUUCUCUGAAGAGCAACACAAAGAACGUGGUGACGAGUUCUGUCCUGCUAAAUGGACAUAGCUUGAAGCAGGAAAUAGCACUGUGAUUGGAGGCCACUCAACCCACUCUUAAAAACAUUCCUUACAAACUUUGUUGUUAUUAUUAUUGAGCAAAAGUAGAACUAAAUAAUUUCCACAUUCAUACUGUUCCCCAGCUAAUUCGUCAGGGGACUUCAUGACUUCAUGACAGGGGAGUCAAGUACAAGACAAAUAUUUUUCUCUGAAUAGAAUUUUACAUUACACCAUGGACAUCUAUAUUAAACACACAUAACUCACAUAUAUCUUCUGCUAACAUUGAUUUACAAAUUCCCUCAGGAUUUAAGGCAUUGCAACAAGCGAUUGUGCCAUAUUUACUUCAAAUUCCUUUUAUCCUAAAUCAUAGAGAACAUUUCCAUAAUGAGUCAGUAAUUCGGUAAUUCAAACACCUAUUAUUUGAAAUAUAAAUUACAUCAUUCUGAUGAGUAGAUUUUAUUUAUUGCGAGUAUAUAUGUAUAUAUAUGUAUUAACUUGAAAUAAGUCCAAAAUGGAGCUUAAUCAUAGUUCAUUAAUAUUUAUGGUUCCUUAUAUAAUUAUAAUUUAUAGAAAUGUUUGUAAGUUCUAGAUAUAGUAUUGGAAAGUGUGAUAACAGUUGAUUAUGAAUUGUAAGUUAAUAUGUGAAUUUGUAUAUGUAAAACAGGUAUCAGAUGCUCCGAAUUCCAAUACUAUGACUCAGAUGUUUGCAUGACCAUUUUUGUAAACACUUAAAUUCUUGACAUUUGGCUGCUUCUGUGUAGGUAAUAAGAUUUGUAUAAUUCUGGUAAGUUCUCAUUUGUUCUUGCAUCUGCCAACUGACAAGUCUAUGGGAUCUCAGACACUUUUCUCUGCAUGAUAUCACAGUUUUCUCUGAAUAAACAUCUUGAUAUUUUCAGCAAAAUA